UGCCCGGAGGGGGCGGCGGCCAUCCCUCUGGGUCCCGGGAGGCUGCGGCGGCGUCGGUCGCAGCGAACGCGGGUUCCGCCAGAGCUCGUGUGGGUUUUGGUACGAGGAGCGUGAGGGUCUCGGACUCCCCUCUCCUGUGCCGGGCUGCUCGGCGCCUUCCCACCCGGGUCCCCGGGCGUCGCGGCCGCCUCAGUCGGAACCCCUCCCGGCUGCAGCCCGUCGCGGGCCGGCUGUAACUGCGCCUCGGGCCGGACGAUGCCCAAGAAGCUGUUGCUGCUGCCGCCGCUCUCCGUGUCCUCGGCUUUCCGCGCCCCGCGAGUCAGCCCCGCUGCACGCCUGGCCAUGAACGCCGCCCGCACCGGCUACCGAGUCUUCUCGGCCAACUCCACGGCCGCGUGCACCGAGCUGGCCAAGCGCAUCACCGAGCGUCUUGGUGCUGAACUGGGGAAGUCCGUGGUGUAUCAGGAGACCAAUGGAGAAACAAGAGUUGAAAUAAAAGAAUCUGUUCGAGGCCAAGAUGUUUUCAUUAUACAGACAAUCCCCAGAGAUGUGAACACCGCCGUGAUGGAGUUACUGAUCAUGGCGUACGCGCUGAAGACCGCCUGCGCCAGGAGUAUCAUUGGCGUCAUCCCUUACUUCCCCUACAGCAAGCAGAGCAAGAUGCGGAAGCGGGGCUCCAUCGUGUGCAAGCUCCUGGCGUCUAUGCUGGCGAAAGCGGGUUUAACUCACAUUAUCACUAUGGACCUUCACCAAAAGGAAAUCCAAGGCUUUUUCAGCUUUCCCGUGGACAACCUCCGAGCCUCACCUUUCCUGCUUCAGUACAUCCAGGAAGAAAUUCCAAAUUACAGAAACGCAGUCAUUGUAGCUAAGUCUCCUGAUGCUGCAAAAAGGGCCCAGUCAUACGCGGAGAGACUCCGGCUGGGCCUGGCUGUGAUCCACGGGGAGGCUCAGUGCACCGAGCUGGACAUGGACGACGGCCGCCACUCCCCCCCGAUGGUCAAAAACGCCACGGUCCACCCCGGCCUGGAGCUGCCGUUGAUGAUGGCCAAAGAGAAGCCGCCGAUAACCGUGGUGGGAGACGUCGGCGGGAGCAUCGCCAUCAUAGUGGAUGACAUCAUUGAUGAUGUGGAAAGCUUCGUUGCUGCUGCAGAGAUCCUGAAAGAGAGAGGCGCUUACAAGAUCUACGUCAUGGCCACCCACGGCAUCCUGUCUGCAGAGGCCCCCCGCCUGAUCGAGGAGUCCUCCAUCGAUGAGGUGGUGGUGACCAACACUGUCCCUCACGAGGUGCAGAAGCUCCAGUGCCCCAAGAUCAAGACGGUGGACAUCAGCCUGAUCCUUUCUGAGGCCAUCCGCAGGAUCCACAACGGGGAGUCCAUGGCCUACCUCUUCCGGAACAUCACUGUGGAUGACUAGCGCUCACGGUGGCCUUGACCUGGGCCUCCUGAGGAGAACAGUGCCAUCAGUUAUGUACAUGGUGUUUCCUUUCAACGGAGGCAGAGCGUCUCUCCCGUCAAGCUUGGUCGGUGGGAGGCAUUAAGAUAGUCAAGAGGGAGACAGCGCUAACGGAUAAAUGGCCUUAAAUGUGUGCCCUCACCAUCCUGUUCCUUCAAGGAACGUCACCAGCACUUUCCUGAGAAGAACCAGAGCCGAUGGUGUUGGAAGGACUUAGCGGCAGGCCGUCCUAACUCGGGAACUGCAUUCAGUUGUUGCAGCCGCAGGGAAUGCGUGUUCCUGUUCCGCCUGGGGCGGGAAGCCGAGUGCUUCCAUCCAACUGUUUCCAUCCAACUGUCCUCGCCUUAGGCAGCCGCAGGCGAACCUUCUGGAGAGACUGCUGCAGCCGGUGAGCAGCCAGGCGUGCGCAGGGUUGCUCCCCAGCAAGGACGCAGGUCGGAGAAUGGCGCCCUCUCUGGGCGUGUGCCUUGCACAAAUGAAAGGCUCUCUUGUCUUGCUGGUCUCCACGCCAUUGCACAGCCACCCACUGGCGUGCCUCCUGGGGACUAACUUGGUCCAGACUCUGCAGGAGACGAGGGAUGCAGUCAAGGGGUGGGGUCCGUGGUGGGCCCAGUCCCGGGCAGGAGUCUUCCGCAGGUCCUGUCGCUCCUGCCCAUUGGAGUGAAAUCCUCACUGAAUAAGAUGGUGAAGAUCUAAAUUUGUAAAACACAACGGAUUGUACGUUUCCCAGUUAUAGGUGACACUGUUUAUUGAAUCACUUAGAACUGCACUUGGCCUUUCUACCCAGCAUUUAAAAUGACACAAUCAGAACCCUGACUUACACCCAUGUGUCAGGGAGACCUGGCUGCAGUGUGGUAUAAACUUCCCACCCUCUGGUCCGCCCCGGGUCAGGGCUGAGGGCAGCGACGGGAAGGAGGGCGUCUGCCCGCCGUGACCUGGAAUUGCUCGAUGGGUCUGGUAGUUCCUCGGAGACAAUAAAGGCCAAUUUGCACAUUU
Messenger RNA from Eptesicus fuscus (big brown bat), 2448 nucleotides. It is a transcript of the gene PRPSAP1, whose product is annotated as phosphoribosyl pyrophosphate synthetase associated protein 1. Gene Ontology annotation, cellular component: ribose phosphate diphosphokinase complex; cytoplasm. Lineage: Eukaryota; Metazoa; Chordata; Mammalia; Chiroptera; Vespertilionidae. The record is from RefSeq and is a predicted model, not a curated record. Gene Ontology annotation, molecular function: ribose phosphate diphosphokinase activity; magnesium ion binding. The coding region runs from base 256 to 1413 and encodes 385 amino acids. The transcript is spliced from 10 exons. Gene Ontology annotation, biological process: purine nucleotide biosynthetic process; 5-phosphoribose 1-diphosphate biosynthetic process.